Penicillium nucicola is the source of this 1191-nucleotide messenger RNA. Its product is annotated as TauD/TfdA dioxygenase family protein. Gene Ontology annotation, molecular function: 2-oxoglutarate-dependent dioxygenase activity. Lineage: Eukaryota; Fungi; Ascomycota; Eurotiomycetes; Eurotiales; Aspergillaceae. The transcript has a single exon. The coding region runs from base 1 to 1191 and encodes 396 amino acids. Gene Ontology annotation, cellular component: cytoplasm. The record is from RefSeq and is a predicted model, not a curated record.
AUGGCGCCAUCUCUGAUUGAGCCCGUCGUCACCUCAACCACACAUUUCACCGUGACAGCCCCCAAGAAGGACUUGGCCGACAACAAAUUUGGUUACCAGCCCGGCCGAACACCAGUCAAAACACAUGACAACUAUGCAUACGAGGACUUCCUACCCACAUUCCCCGAUAUCCAUUGGCCUGCGCUAGAGGAAACACCCUACGAAGACAAGGGCCUACGAGGCGAUCCCAAAUUCCGCAACCUUCUCCGAGACGCCACAGGAGUCUUCGACCACAACCCCAAAAUCGGCACCGAGGUCCAAGGAGUGGACCUCUCAACACUGGACAAUGCCCAAAGAGACGAUCUCGCCCGUCUCAUCGCCUACAGAGGCGUUGUGUUCUUCCGCAACCAAAAGAAUUUUGAUAUCAACGCCCAAAGAGACCUAGGUCGCUACCUGGGGAAACUACACAAGCACGCCACAACCUCCGUGCCAAGCAAGCCGGGCCUAGAAGAUGUCCACGUCGUCUACACCGGCGACAACUCAAGCGACAACCGCGCACUGUUCACGCCCAGCUUCCUCUGGCACUCAGAUGUUACAUACGAGCUCCAACCCCCUUCCUACACAUCUCUCAAGCUCCUAACCGGUCCGCCACGCGGUGGAGGCGGCGACACACUCUGGUCAAGCCAAUACGCAGCCUACGACGUGCUAUCCUCCCACAUGCAAACAUAUCUCAAGGGCCUGACAGCCCUACACUCUGCAAACAUGCAAGCAAACGACUCCAAGGCUCUCGGGCGUCCAGUCCGUCGUGACCCAGUCACAACCGAGCACCCCCUCAUCAGAACGAACCCGGUGACAGGCUGGAACGGACUCUUCUUCAACCCUGGAUUUGUAACCAAGAUCAUUGGGAUUCCGUCUGCCGAAAGCGACACCAUCAUUCGAUACUUGACGGAUGUCAUUGCCACGACGCAGGAAAUGCAUGCGCGGUUCUCGUGGGGCGAGGAUGAUGUUGCGCUUUGGGACAAUCGGUCCACGAAUCACAGUGCUUCUUAUGGAUUCACGCCUCAUCGUCGCCACGCUGUUCGCGUUGCUUGCCAUGCUGAGAGGCCCGUUCUGGAGGAAAGUGGCAAGUCGCAGGAGGAGGAUCUGAAUGCGCUUUAUGGCUUGCCGGCUGUUAAUAAGGAUGGGUCUAGACAGUCGAAUUAUAAUGAUUGA